AUGUUGUUGAAAGCCAAAGUGUAAGGGAGAACUUUUCAAAGACGGCAUGACUCACUGAACGGUGAGAAUAUCACAAAGUGUACAGGCAGCUGUGUUCACAAGACUGUUUUAAACUGACAGUUAACUUUUCAGUUGAAGUGUUAUGACCAGGGAAGAGGGUUACAGAGAAGAAUUUAGCUAUGACAGGAUGCCAACUUUGGAGCGGGGAAAACAAGAGAAUGGAAAUUAUAUACCAGAUAUCAAAUCCAGUGACCUUCAUCUAUCAAAGAGGCUGCAUCCUUGCUUUAGUUACAGAACAUGGAUCUUUUCUUUGCUGAUGGGAACUUGCCUCCUUAUUACUUCUGGCUUUUCACUGUAUCUGGGAAAUAUUUUUCCAUCUGAAAUGGAUUAUUUACGGUGUGCAGCAGGUUCAUGUAUUCCUUCAGCAGUUGUGAGCUUUGCUAUAGCAAGGAAUAAAAUUAAUGUGAUACCAAAUUUUCAGAUUCUAUUUGUCUCUACAUUUGCUGUAACAACGACGUGUUUAAUUUGGUUUGGAUGCAAACUUGUCCUCAAUCCAUCAGCCAUAAAUAUAAAUUUCAACUUGAUUCUACUUAUUCUGCUGGAAAUCUUCAUGGCAACUACUGUGAUCAUUUCAGCUAGGUCUACUGAAGAGUGCUGUACGAGAAAGAAAAAUACUGCAUAUGACAGUACCAUCGUUUUGAGCAAUGUCAGCUUUCCUACUCGAAUUCUGAAGUCAUACUCAGUAAUUGAGGUGAUUAUUGGAAUUUCAUCAGUAUUUGGUGGAAUAAUUGCUUUGAAUAUGGAUGUUCUAGUGUCAGGUCCAUAUCUUUCAGUAACAUUCUUUUGGAUCUUAGUUGCUUGCUUUCCAAGUGCUAUUGCAAGUCACGUAGCUGCUGAAUAUCCUAGUAAAUGUCUGGUUGAGGUCCUGAUUGCCAUUAGCAGUGUUACCUCUCCUUUGUUAUUCACAGCUUCUGCAUACUUAUCCUUCAGUAUCAUGCAAGUUGUUGACAUCUUUAAAAAUUAUCCACCUGCUGUUAAACAAUCUUAUGAUGUACUCCUGUUGCUGCUGAUGUUGAUGCUGCUAAUUCAGGCAUGUCUUACUAUCGGAACUGUAAUACAGUGUGUAAAUUACAAGACAAAAAUGAAACUAUAUGAUUCAUCAUGGACAGCAUCACAGGUUAAAAAACAGGAAUACAGAACAACAGAGGUUUCCAAUAAUACCUUAAAGGAUUUUGACAAAGACAAAGCCUGGAAAGCAGUUGUGGUGCAGAUGGCUCAGUAGUUUGGAUUCUGCAAAUGCCACCAAUACAGUACAAGCCAAUACAGUAAAUCAACUGUUUGAAUUAAGGCUUAAAAACUUUUCCGUUUAUAAACAGCAAUAUAGUUACAGCAGUAGGAGCCAGGGAAUAACACAGUAAAUAAUGUCUUUCUAAUAAUUUUGAAAUAUAUUGAUAAUAUUUUUAACACGUCUUUUCUGUUGGUAUCUGUAUUCUAGUGUUGCUUUAGAAGAUGCCUUUAGAUAAAAGGUAAUAAGUCAAAUGAAUUUAUGCUGAUGGCAAAGUAAAAUGUGACAAUAUGUAGUAUGCUUCAUAUAUUUGCAAGAGGUUGUUAUAACUGCAGUUAUGCAGUCAGUGUAACUGAUAAAUGCUUUUGUAAAGUUAUGAGUACAAGUCAUAAUUGAUAUUUUUGCUUAUACUUCACUUUUGUAGGAGUUGUGAAGUUGGUUUGCAUCUCAUUGCUUUUAUAUAAAUAAAAGUCUUUAUUAUGUGGAAACUCAAGAAUGUGGAUUGACAUUCUAAUUGGAGAAGUGAAAACAGAAUAUUCUUUCCCACUAGGCUUCCAUUUCUGGACUGUUAAAUGGGGAAGGGGCUUUUUCUGAGUGGCCAGACACAAAGUCUACUAGCCAAAGCAAAAAAAUAGCAACAAACAGAAGCAGUCAGCCAUAUAACAGGAGAUACUACUGAUAUUAAGAGAGUUUUUUCACAUUUAUUUCUUUUCCUAACUAUCUUUAAAACUUACAGAAGCUAUCAGCCCUUGAACAAGGGAUAAUCCCCAUACAGAUUGCCUUUUUCUCUGAGGUGAAUUAUGUGUAUUAUUAUGUAUAUUAUUAUUAUUGUGUUGAUUUCGAACACUGUAAGAUUUUCCAUGUUAAUAGGCUUUUUGGUGUUACUAGGAAGAUAGCUGCUGACAAGGUGGUGGUUUUUUAUUGUUUUUCAGUUUUUAUUGUUUUAUUGUUAGUUUUUGAAAGGUUCUAGACUUUAGGUUCAUUCUUUUUUAAUCUGAAAUAACCCAGAUCAUUUAUUCAGAGCAUGCUGCAAAGCUUGCCUCUUUGCUUUUGGGGAGGGGAAAUAAAGAGAGAGAGAGAGAGGUAUGUAUAGUGCGGAGCCCUUCAGGUAUGCUAGCAUGUUUUCUUUUGGUUUUGGGAAAGCUGAUAAUUAUUAUGGCAUUUUAAUACAUAGAGAAUACUCUUUCAAGUUUAGAGCAGUGCUUCUUAAGAGCAGGUAUGCACCAACCUCUGUGUUCACCUAAAAUAGUGUAUGUUUCUGGUCCAGACUAAUACAUCAGCAACCAGAGGAUGCAGCUGCUGUUUUCUUAAAUACUGUCAAAUCUCAUGCCUCUACUGGUGGUAGUCGUGUGAACAGUCUCUCAACAAGGCAGAUAAAUAAUGAUGAAUCUGCUCCAAUCUUAUGACUUUUAUAAAUAGAAAAAGUUAGUUUUCGAUUGUACACAAUUUUUUUGAAAGUUGCAAAGAAAUAGUGACAGUUCUACCUAAAAAUAAACAUCCAAACAACUUUAUAAAUCUCACACAUGGAUUGAAACUGGACAAAGACUGUAGGUAGUGUAGAAGUUCUUAAUGAAUCACUGUAAAGUGAAAAUGCAGAGUCAUAUGUAGAAUAGCGUGAAUGUAUCUUAAUGGUUUGCUUUCUUUUAGGUGGUAACACACUUGCCUGUGUUUAACUGAAUCUGUGUCUUCAAGAGAUCAUCUGUAUCUUUUCUGUCAAAUGGUUAUUGGCUUUGGUUAUCCAGAAGGUUAGAUAGAAGUAGAUGUUGCUUCUAUUACUGACCUUGGUUGGAAAAGAAAUUAAUGGGGAGUUGCACAUUCUGAAGGAAUUUCCUUUCCACAAAAUGCUUAUACAAGCAAGGCACUCAGGGUCUUUACACCAUGUUUCUGGUCCUUUUGAGGAAGACUCCUUUUGAAUCAAAUGGUUUGAGGUGCUCUCCUCCAAACAGUGAAAACCUUUUAAACAGCUACUGAUUUUUGUUUUGCUGCCAGGAGUGGCUGUGAAGAACCUAAUGACAGGAUAUAAUAGGCGAUAUUUACCUUUCUUUUGGGGAACUACAGUAUUUUAAUAAGAGGUGAAGAAAAUAGCAUUUGUCAAAAAGAAAGAGGAAAACUAAAUAGGCUAAAGAGAAUGAUUAAGUUAGAAUUUGGAUUGACCCUGAAGUAAUAGUUGAGAUAUAUGUCUGUAGCUGAGGUUUUUUUAGUCUUCUUAGAUUAACAAGGGGAAGGAAUAGAUGGGAAUAAAAAAAGAGGAUGUCAUAGAGCUACCAGCCAUAGAUUCUGCUUUCCAGUGAUGAUGAACACCCCUGGACUCCCUGCCUGGACACAGCUCUCUUCCCACCUUGUUCAGCCCAGUGGGAACUGCACUGCACAAUCUGCCAGGUGCUAGGACUUUUCCCUGCACACCUAGGAAACUAGGAGCCCCACCAUGGAUACCACUCUGCAGGUUGAAUUUUCGUAUCCAAUGCGAGAAAGAAAAUCAUGGAGGUAAGAGGCAGGCUUUUAAAACCAUGCAGAGCUGGCCGCUGACAUAAGAAGCCUUUCUCGGGCAGAGAAAGCUUCACUAUAAAUCUCACUCUGGGGUUAAAUGCUUUUGUAAUUCAAAGCAACACCCACUGUGGCCUCUGCUACUGUCAGCCCUUCUUUGCCAAGUGAUCUUAUGUGUUGGUGUUUGACACAGAAUAAAUCUUCAUUGCUUGUAGCUUUAAUUAGGGUGUGCUGGGAGAUGAUCUGUUUCCACAGCAGAGCUGGGAAGCCUGUUCAAGGGACAAAAAUCAUAGCCCUCUCUGAGGUCAGCUUGGUGAGAUAACAGUGUAUGUGCCGUGUUACAAGGGUUUCUGCUUGGAACUGGGUGGAGAGUGCCUUUUCCUGCCUUGCUGGGUUUCAGUAGAAUUAAUGCUACGAGAUACUGCUUAGUUUACACCAUGAGUUAGGGUCCUAGCUUAGAAGAAACAAAAUUAAAAAAAACCCUAGCCCUAGGUAAAAUAAACAAACAAAUCUGGCGGAAGCAUCUUCUGGAAAAGUAAAAUUGUGUGCACCUGGUACCUGAAUCCUUCCUCAGCCACCAGUUUAGCUAGGAAAGCAGAAGGGGAAAAUUACAGUUUUAAAAGCAUUUUCUUAUUCCUCUCUGCUCCUGCAGGCAAAUUUCUUGUAGCAUCUAUCAGGAACAAGAACACACAGUUGGCUAUUGGUAUUUUUUUGUUGUCAUUUUUAGUAGUAACUUGCCUUAUAAGAACAGACAGGUGAGGAGGAAAAUUGUAGUUAGGAUCCGAUUUAUCAAGUUGCACCUUUGGUACUUGUGUUUUUCUGUUAAGACACAUGCCGAGUUAUGGUUAGAAGAGCAGUAUGUUUGUUGGACCUAAGCUCCUUUUAUGAACCUGGGCUUAAAAUAGAAUCACAGAAUGGUUUGGGUUGGAAGAGACCUUAAAGAUCAUCUACUUCCAAUCCCCCUGCCAUGGGCAGGGUCACCUCCACUAGACCAGGCUGCUUAAAGGCCCAUCCAACCUGUUCUUGAACACUUCCAGGGAUGGGGCAUCCACAACUCCUCUGGGCAACCUGUUCCAGGGUCUCACCACCCUCAUAGUGAAAAAUUUCUUCCAUAUGUGCUCAACAAGAAUGAGCGAUCCGGAAAAAGUGGUACACUGCCUCCCCCCUGACAACAGGAAUACAGACCUCUUUUUGUAUCCAGAAAUGUCUCUUAUGUCAAAUGGACUGUGCAUAAGUGUUCUUAUAUGUACCUGUAUAUUCUGCAUGGGUAGUUUUGAGUCGAUAAAAGCUUUUUAGGUCUUUCCUACCCGUCACCUCCAGCAGCUGCAAGGGGAGAUUUUUACAAGGCAAGUGAGCUGAUCUAACUCGGUGCUGGAAGGGGUUGUCUCCUCUGUCCUCUUCUGUUGUGCUGGCUGGUAUCUGAUUAAAUGGGCAGAAAAAUGAUCAAUUAAAAAAAUGACUAGUUUCCUGCUGAUUUAGUUAGCCAGCUUAGCCCACUGCAAACUCAUAGUCGCCAUCUUUAAGAUCUUGGGUAUGACUUCAUACGAACUAGAGGUAGAUCAACAGAAUAUUUAUCUUUUGUUAGUACUUUCUUUUUCCCUUCCCAUCACAUUCCUUGCCUAUGUUUUGCCUUGUUCAUAUAUCCCUUCUCUGCUCCAUUUCCUGUUUGAAAAAGUAGACUUGCACAUAAUCUGUACUUGCAAUUACAACGUUAGACUGACUAUGUAAUCAGUUGGUUUGUGUAUAAAUCACUGUGAAUUGUAGUUGGAGUUAAAGGAGUUUGUCAAAUAAAAACUUGCGUGUUUUGUGA
Molecule: messenger RNA, 5579 nt
Organism: Chroicocephalus ridibundus (black-headed gull)
Lineage: Eukaryota; Metazoa; Chordata; Aves; Charadriiformes; Laridae
Gene: MLC1
Product: modulator of VRAC current 1
Exons: 12
Coding region: 143-1282 (379 amino acids)
Biological process (GO): regulation of response to osmotic stress
Cellular component (GO): plasma membrane; endoplasmic reticulum; cytoplasmic vesicle
Source: RefSeq, a predicted model, not a curated record